Molecule: messenger RNA, 1967 nt
Organism: Dendrobium catenatum
Lineage: Eukaryota; Viridiplantae; Streptophyta; Magnoliopsida; Asparagales; Orchidaceae
Exons: 6
Coding region: 64-1875 (603 amino acids)
Biological process (GO): protection from non-homologous end joining at telomere; interstrand cross-link repair; double-strand break repair via nonhomologous end joining
Molecular function (GO): 5'-3' DNA exonuclease activity; damaged DNA binding
Source: RefSeq, a predicted model, not a curated record
AAGGUCGGAAUUUCGAAAGGAGACGAAGAAGUAGAAAGGCAGGGAAAAGGCGGAGAAGGGUAGAUGCCUAUCGAGACGCCGCGAGGGCUUCCUUUCUCCGUCGAUACGUGGAGCCACGCCUCUAAGCAGAAGCGUCACCAUUUCCUCACGCACGCCCACAAAGAUCACCUAUCGGGAAUUGCCGCUUUAUGCUCUUUCCCCAUUUACUGCACUCGCCUCACAAAAACCCUAGUGUGCCACCAAUUUCCGGAGCUUGAUGAUUCCCUGUUUUUGGAGAUUGAGUUGGGUGAACUAUUGGUAGUCAAAGAUCCAGAUGGGGAUUUCUCGGUGCGUGCUUUUGACGCGAAUCACUGCCCGGGUGCUGUUAUGUUCUUGUUUGAAGGUGGAUUUGGUAAUAUUCUGCAUACUGGGGAUUGUAGGUUAGACCCUGAGUGCCUGCAAAAUUUUCCUCUGAAGUAUGCCAAUAAGAAUGGGAGAGAUUGCAACCUCGACUAUAUAUUUCUUGACUGUACUUUUGGCAGAUGCUCUAUUGAGAUUCCAAGCAAGAAAUUAGCCAUCCAACAGGUAAUAAACUGCAUAUGGAAGCACCCAAAUGCAUUAGAAGUGUAUCUUGCUUGUGAUAUGCUUGGUCAGGAAGAUAUACUUGUUCAGGUGUCGAAAACUUUUGGAUCCAGAAUAUAUGUUGAUGAAAUAAAAAACCCUGAAUGCUUCAAUGUUCUUUCACUUAUAGCUCCAGAAAUUCUUUCAAAAGAUGAAUCUUCUAGAUUCCAGGUGGUUGAAGGCUUUCCAAGUUUGAGUGAAAGAGCAAGUAAAAAGAUAGCUGAGGCAAGAGCAAAUUUUCAUCCAGAGCCUCUUUUUAUUCGUCCCUCCACACAGUGGUACGCAACUAAUGAUCUAGCACAUAGACUAAAACUGUCAGAGGCAGAAAGAGAUGAAUGCGGAAUUUGGCAUGUGUGCUACUCAAUGCACUCUUCCCGAGAAGAGCUUGAAUGGGCUUUGCAAGUUCUCCAGCCCAAGUGGGUCAUUUCAACAACGCCACCUUGUCGAGCCAUGGAGCUUGAUUACGUCAAAAAACAUUGUUUCAAAACUCGAAUAGCUCCUGAUGAUCCUAUCUGGAAGCUUUUUUACGGUACUAGUGGUAACUCUGCUACUUUUUCAGCUUCCACCAAUUCAAUGUUCCCGGGGAACAUUAAUGCUGCCAUUACUGAAGUUUCGCAGGCUUCUACAAAAUUCAGCAUUGUGAAUCUAAAAGAGAUUUCAAUAGAUCAUCUUGAACUUAAAUUGGAUUUAUCUACAACACCCGUUGCUGUACCCAUUACAUUAUUUGGGAGAGCUAGACUUGAAGACCAGCAUAUUAAUAUCUUACAGGAAGAGAAGAAGCACUGUUCAGAGAAUACUGAGAAUAUCUCACUUGUGUCUACGCAAGAGGUUGUAGAUGUCCAUGAAUCUUCUAUUAGUCUGGGGCGUAUGGAUGCAAUUGAAUCUACAAGAACACAAGAACAUGAAUUAUUAUUUCAGAAUACCCUGGUUGAGCCAAAUAUGAAGAAAUGGAGAGAUGGUGCUACCCAAUACAUACCUAACAACGUGAAUCAUGCUCCUGAGCAAUUUGCGAGAGUUGAUGAACAAAUAUGCUUGGUAGAUAUUGCUUCAACGAAGGUUUCUGAUGCUACAGUGCCAAAAUUUGAAUACUUAAAAGAUGAUGAUGCUUCUAGUGAGAGUGACAAAAGUUAUAUAGGGUCAUCUAAGAAUAUAAAUGCAAAUUUGAGGAGGCUAUACAGGUCCAUGAAUGUCCCAGUUCCUCGACCACUCUCCUCAGUUGUUGAUCUCAUGAAUUCUAUUAAACGCUUUAAGACUGGUCCUGAUAGCAGUUUUUAAAAUCUUGAACUGUUCCUUUGAUUCAUCUGAGCACUUACUUGUACGAGCUGCAAAAUUUAAUAUAGAAGAAAUUAUCGUUCUCUCCGUUGCCA